Messenger RNA from Bemisia tabaci, 5161 nucleotides. It is a transcript of the gene P58IPK, whose product is annotated as dnaJ homolog subfamily C member P58IPK. The record is from RefSeq and is a predicted model, not a curated record. NCBI's taxonomy places the organism in Eukaryota, Metazoa, Arthropoda, Insecta, Hemiptera, Aleyrodidae. Gene Ontology annotation, biological process: protein folding in endoplasmic reticulum. Gene Ontology annotation, cellular component: endoplasmic reticulum. Gene Ontology annotation, molecular function: misfolded protein binding; protein-folding chaperone binding.
UGGCGCAGCUUUUCGUAUCGUGAUGGCGUUCAGAUGUCUCAGAUGAUCCGCUUUUUUCACCAUUUUCUCAUAGUUUAUUGUAAAAUUACAAUUCCCUCUUGCUAGUCAUAAAACAUUAGAUUUAGUAUGGACUGUUUGUACUCUCCAGCAGUCAAAAUCUGUUCAACUUGGAUAAUAUUCGCGGCGCUGGACACGCUGAUUACAGGUGCAUUAGUCAGUGCAUUUCCAAAACAGUAUGCAGGGUAUGCUGUGAUCCUCCCAUUCAUUUUCCCUGUAUCUUCAGAUAGCAGUCAUAGUGGGAAACCCUCAUCAGUCGAAGUGAAGAAACAUCUUGAAUUGGGUGGUGAAUUUUUGUCCAAAGGACAACUUCAAGAUGCUCUAUCACAUUACCAUGCUGCUGUGGAGGGAGAUCCUGAAAACUACCUCACUUACUUCAAAAGAGGCACUGUUUACUUCGCUUUGGGCAAAGCAAGUUUAGCAUUUUCUGAUUUUGACAAAGCCCUAGAAUUGAAGCCUGAUUUUGAUGCGGCUAAGUACCAAAGAGGUGUCGUAUCUAUGAAACAAGCUGAUUUGACUCAAGCCCUAAAGGACUUCAAUGACAUUUGGCAGACUAGCAGUGAGCAAUCUGCCGAUGCCAAAGAACAAUUGGAUAAAGUCAAUAGGUUAGUUGACAUCAUCGAAUUCGCUGAGCACAGUUUCAACAAGAAAGACUACCAAACAUCAAUCCAGUACCUCACAUCUGCAAUCGAGCUUUGUCCGUGGGCGCCUCGGUUGAGAGAUCUUCGGGCCUCCUCAUACCUUGCCAUCAAUGACCUAACAUAUGCCAUAAAUGAUCUGCGCAGUGCCACAAAACUCAUCCCAGACAACACGGAUGGAUAUUAUAAAUUAUCCAAGCUGUUUUAUGAAAUCGGAAAGGUUCAGGAUGCGUUACGAGAAAUUCGAGAAUGCCUUAAACUUGAUCCGGAACACAAGCUGUGUUUCCCUCACUACAAAGUUGUUAAAAAAGUAGACAAAUUAUUGGCUGAAGCCCAGCAGAAUCUUGACGAGCAAGAUUAUGAAUCUUGCAUCUCUAACGCAAAGAAGGUUUUAAAAACCGAGACGAAAGAACAACAAAUUAUAUUUUUAGCAAACGAAAAGCUGUGUCAAUGUUACCUUAAGAGCGGCCAAGUAAGUCAAAGUUUGACAGCAUGCAAUGAAGCGCUAGAAAUUGAGAAGACAGCCUCUCUAUACUGUGAUCUAGCAGAAGCACAUAUCGCAGCUGAUAUGUUUGCAGAAGCUAUACAUGACUACAAAGAGGCCCUUGAAAUAGAAAGUGGAUACCAAAGAGCUGAAGAAGGCAUCAAAAGAGCUCAGAAGCUCCAGAAACAAUCCGAGAAACGAGACUAUUAUAAAAUUCUAGGUGUUUCAAGAAACGCCAAUAAGCAGGAAAUAACAAAAGCAUACAGGAAAGCUGCACAAAAAUGGCAUCCUGACAACUUCCAGGGUGAAGAAAAGAAGAUGGCCGAAAAGAAAUUCAUCGACAUUGCUGCUGCAAAAGAAGUUCUCACUGACCCAGAAAAAAGACAGAAAUUCGAUCAGGGUGAAGAUCCGCUGGAUCCUGAAGGUCAAGGUCAGCAGCAAGGUUUCAACCCGUUCCAACAAUUCCACCAGUUCCACGGCAGUCCGUUCCAGUUCAAGUUCCACUUCCACUGAUUCAACGAAUCAAAAAACUUGUGUCAUUGUAAUUUAAUGUCCUUCAUUUUGCCUUUCCCUAUUAUGACUGGUAACUUCUCAAUGUGUCGAAAGCUCCAAUUCUUUGAACCAUUUUGUAUGAAUUUAGAUCAAACUUUGUCUCAAAAAGACUGAUUAGAACUAAAAUCUACAUGAAAAUUCUCCGCAGAUGAGCUCAGUAACAUUAAUGGUUUUUCAUUAUUGGCACGAGUGUUCAAACAAAUCCUUGUUGGUAAGCUAUUGGUUGCUUCUUGUUUCAAAAUACCAACACACUUUGAUGAGGCUGCCGGAAUCUUUUAUUCGCGUUUUAUCUAGUGGCCCAUUGAACUUCAUUCUAAACAGAUCUAUAUAUCUACAAAAGUUGUUUUUAAAAAAUCUGUAUUUAAAAACGCCAUGUAGGUAUAAUGAACUAAAAGUUUUUUUUUUUAAAAAAAAAAAAAAAAUUCUUUUCAUAGAAAGAUCAAUUUUUCUGAAAUAUAUCCAAGAGUAGUUACAAUUUUCGCUGUUGGAUGGAUUUCAUUUUUUGCCAAUCUGCUACCAAAAAAACACAAUUCUGACCAAUUUUGAGACUCUUUAGUUACCUGCUCAUUGCUCAUUAGAAUCAGGAUAAUUGGCAAUGUUAUUCACGGAGGACGAACUGUUUUGGCCACUAUUAGAGAAGACAUUUUCACCACCAAUUUCUAUUUGCAUAAAGGAUACAUUUGGUGUUCUGUUGAUGAAUGCCUUUCAUCUAGAGUGCUGCCAAAUAAAGUUUCGGAGGAUUGAAGUCAACGUUUUUGUUUAAACAAUGGAGUUUUUCGCACAGUACUACCAGGUCUUGCCUUGUGACAAAAUGAAGUGUAGUCAAACCAUGUAAAUUUCUCUUGUAAUUCUUUUGUACAUAAUUUUAGUCUUAAGUUUGUACAGGAAUAUUGACGCAAUCAAGUCCUUUCUUACCUGCAUAAUGUGUAGUUAUCCGGGACUGAUUCUUAAUCAUGGAAACAUGUCAAGCAUUGAAUUACCAAGAUAGUUAAGUUCCAUAAUAAUGGAACUCCUGCUCCUAAAUCAGAAUUUUUAGUGCUCCAAGGCUCAUAGAUACUGAAAGCUUGAAAAGUUUAAAUGUUGAUGUUAAGGUUGAAAUUUAGUGGCUGUUUAUAAAUUGCGUAACUUUCUGGUGGGAAAGGAGAGCGUGAGAGAUUAGUUCCAGGGAACGGAAGCGGCUAAACCUGUACUACAGAACUAUGUCAGUUUAAAAGACUAUUUCAGUGUGGGAAAGUUUUUUGAGCUUGUUUUCAACUCUGGGUUACUGCAUGAUUUAUAUGAAGGGUAAAAAAAGUUACAGCAAGUGUGUUGCAUGAUUUAACGACCCUUGAGGACCUUUGGAGGUCUCAAAAGGCUGAUAACUGGAUGAAGGAAUCAAUUUUUCCUCCUUCUCUGUGCAAUAUUAGGGGUACAGUUUUUUGUCACUUUAAUGGUAUCUUCAGUUUUUCUUUCAAAUCUAAAUCACAAAAUUAAUUUUUAUUUAUUUAUUUGUAACUGCCUCAUAAUUUUGGUGGCAUAAUAGAUUGAUCAUAGCCUGGAACUUUUUCUGUCUCUGUUGUUUUGAAGGAAGAAAAAAUUUCAGUUGGAAUCUCGAGUGACUGACAGUGAUAUUGCUUAUCACUCUGUUAUUUCAACACUUUACAAUUUUAGUGCGUGAAGGAAAAUGAUUUGGGUAAUCGUUUCUCCUGUAUGAUCAGGAAAAAUCAAAGUACCAACCAUAUGUAUUUCAAAGAGUGGUUUAAUUUGGUCAAUUUUACGCUGGUGCCACAAUAUAAUUUGAGAUCUUCUAAUUUAGACUGACUGCUCAAAAAAAACUUCCACAUUUUCAGUUCAAACGAUUUUCAAAAGACAAUUCACCUUAGAAUACGAGGAAUAAAUUUCAUGAAAUUGACUUGAAUUUCUUCCUCCUACCCAAUUUUACUCGAUCUUAAAAGUUUUUACAAUCAUUGAAAAAAGACUUCAGAAAAUUGUAUUGCAGAUGAGGAAACCUGAGAUCUUAAUGUAAAUGUUAAAAUAAAUUGAGGAAAUUCUUCCCUCAUUUUGAAUGUUGGAUGAGCAUUCAUUGAAAAAGUGACCGAUUUCUCCCUCUAAAAUUCCCCUCUCUCUAAAAUUUGUGUAUACCUAAUCAUAAUGCUAUAAUUUUUCUAUGAGGAUAUGUAGAAUCAGUCCCUUUGUGAUCGAAGCGUUUGUUAAUUUUCAAGAUUUUUUGUUGUUAAUUGUUUGUGCAAUGCCUCUAAUUCAGUUACUCUAAUCAAGGAGCGUCUAAGAAACAAAAAUCUGGAAAAACUAGCUUUUAAACAGCCUUUUUACCAGUAAAAUUGAAUUGCCAUUUUCCCUGUAAUCGAGUAAGCAAUGAAGGUGACUUUUUACUGAAGCUAAAAGAAUUCUUAAUGCAUGAAGCUCAAAUAUCAUUAUAAGGCUUUUUAUAAGGUAAAAGCCCACUAUCAUUUUCUUAAUUUGCUCGAACGUCUAAUUUCAUAAAGAAUCUAAAAAUCGUCCCUCUAGUCAAACCUAUCCAAAAAAUUAAGCUCAGUUCAUAGAGAAAUUUGGCACUUGCUCAAACUUAAAGUUAACACGUCCAAAUGCUUUGUGCAGUUUUUUUUUAAAUUAAUUAAAUGUUAUAAAACAGGCAAGCUUGGCAAUGGUGUGUGUUUAUUACUUAUUCAUCACAACAACGAUGCCCAGUGACAAAUUUCGGUAAUGAAGAAGAUAAUAAGAAAAAUAUAAAGCAGUUCUGUUUUGAUCAAUAUUUUUCUUUGCAGCAGUAGGUUUUAGCAUUCCUUCUCCUAAAAAUGUACAUACAUCAUGGAAGAAGAGAGAUCUCUCCAAGGAGUAAGCUGUGAAAAACGCAUUUGCAUCGAAGCUUUGUAAUUGAUCAUUUGUUGUUUUCAAUACUUACUUUGUUAAUAGAUCACUUACGUCUAAAUGAAAGAGUUUUUCACUUGGUGAGUUCGUUGUCUUAUGGACACAUAUCAUACCACUGAUUUUCUGCCGCAUCAUGUUAAAACAUGGACGAAUUAAAAUUUGCACUCAUUUUAGUUCUAGCAAAGAAAAGUAAUCAAAUUUUAAAUCUGGCUCUUCCUAAUUCCAAGUAGAUGAGAGGCAAUGCCAAAUUUCUCUUAAAAAUUUGUGAAUUUUUCAAAUUUUUGCAACAUUGUUGUUGCCAAUCAUUGUUAUAAAGUGAAUCAAUGUCUCUCAUAAAUUUCAUUGUGAUGAAUGUAAAAUGAAAAAGUAAGAAAUGAAUAUUUCCAGAUAAAGAAAAAAAUAAAUAAAUAUACAUAAAAAACAACAAAACACUUUGCGCUCAGUUUAUAUGUGUCAACUGUAUUUGAUCCAAAUAUUUUGCCAAUACAUCAGCAUCAUGAAGGAUGUAGAUACUCUUGAUUCAAGAAGAAUUAAUCUUUCAAAAGAAUAAACAAAGAUAUUCCAA